Colossoma macropomum (tambaqui) is the source of this 3992-nucleotide messenger RNA. It is a transcript of the gene slc38a5a, whose product is annotated as solute carrier family 38 member 5a. Gene Ontology annotation, biological process: L-histidine transmembrane transport; serine transport; L-glutamine transport. Gene Ontology annotation, molecular function: L-glutamine transmembrane transporter activity; glycine transmembrane transporter activity. The coding region runs from base 353 to 1795 and encodes 480 amino acids. The transcript is spliced from 16 exons. Lineage: Eukaryota; Metazoa; Chordata; Actinopteri; Characiformes; Serrasalmidae. The record is from RefSeq and is a predicted model, not a curated record.
AGAAGGAGUGGCUUCUCAAAGAAUGUGUCGUGUUCAAGUUCAUUCUGUCUCUUUUUUCCCAUAUCUCCUUGCCUCCAUGUCUUUUUUUCUCCUUCUUCCUCUGUUUAGCUGCUUUACCUCCUCUUUAGAGUAGGAUUUCCAGCAGAAUCCCCCUUUUUCCUUGUUUAAGAGAACAUUAUUCCGCUUCCAGAAGAAACCGUUUGGGAAGCUACAAGAAAUUUGGCUCUAGUUCAGAGAACUCUUGAAGAAGAAAGGUUCACUUCUGAAAGUCAGUCCAUAGAGGAGCAUAUUUACAGAAAACUUGUUUACAAUCAACACUUCCUAAUCAUCGCUGAUCACACCUGAGGGCAAUAUGGAACUUCAGAAAAUGGCUAAUGGUCACCAUGAACUCAGCCCUGGGAAAAGUACCCGGGAGGAUGGAUUUGAUGCUCUGGAGAACAUGGCUGAGAGAGACCAGUUCCUCCCCCAGAAGACUGAUGGAACCAGAGAAACCAGUUUUACAGAUUUUGAGGGAAAGACCUCAUUCGGAAUGUCCGUCUUCAAUCUCAGUAACGCCAUCAUGGGCAGUGGCAUUCUGGGACUGGCCUAUGCCAUGUCCAACACUGGCAUCGUCCUCUUUCUAAUGCUAUUGACCUUCAUUGCAAUUCUGACUGCAUACUCCAUUCACCUGCUGCUGAAGAGUGCAGGAGUGGUUGGAAUUCGUGCAUAUGAACAGUUGGGUCUCCGAGCAUUCGGGCAGGCAGGGAAGGUCGUAGCAGCCUGCAUUAUAACCAUCCAUAACAUUGGAGCAAUGUCGAGCUACCUCUUUAUUGUGAAGAUUGAGCUGCCCUUUGUUAUAGAAGGUCUUCUGGGUCAAACAGAGAAAAGCUCAGGAGAAUGGUAUCUAAAUGGAAACUACCUCAUCAUUAUCGUCAGUCUUGGUGUAAUCCUACCCCUUGCUCUCAUGCGUCAGCUUGGGUAUCUCGGCUACACCAGCGGUUUCUCUCUCUCCUGCAUGGUUUUCUUCCUCAUUUCUGUCAUCUAUAAGAAGUUUGUCAUGGAGUGUCCAGUGUUUAGCGGCAACUCUACCCACCUGCCCAUGUCUCCGGUUUACAGCUCAGGCAAUGACACCUGUACAGCUAAACUUGCUACCCUCACGCCGCAGGCUGCGUAUACCAUUCCUAUUCUGGCCUUUGCGUUUGUGUGUCACCCUGAGGUGCUGCCCAUCUACACUGAGCUUAAGAAGCCAACAAAGAAACGCAUGCAGAACGUUGCUAACAUCUCCAUAAUGGCUAUGUUCGUCAUGUACCUGUUGACUGCAAUCUUUGGCUACCUCACCUUCUACGGUAAGGUGGGAGAAGAGCUGCUGAAGAGUUACAGUACUACUGACACACUGAUGCUGUGCGUGCGUUUUGCAGUGCUGGUCGCCGUCACCCUGACUGUUCCUGUCGUUCUCUUUCCUAUCCGCCGUGCAGUCUUGCAGCUGCUGUUCCCUGAGAAACCCUUCCACUGGGCACGCCACAUUCUCAUUGCUUUUUGCCUGCUUUUCUUAGUCAAUCUGCUUGUCAUCUUCGUGCCCAACAUCCGGGACAUCUUUGGUGUCAUUGGGGCCACAUCUGCUCCCAGUCUUAUCUUCAUACUUCCGGGAAUAUUCUACGUCCGCAUUGUUCCUGAAGAACAGGAGCCAAUGAAAUCUCGCCCAAAAAUUAUGGCGAUCAUGUUUGCAGCUCUGGGCUUCAUCUUCAUGGUCAUGAGCAUUAGCUUCAUCAUUGUGGAAUGGGUGACUGGAGAGUCUAGAGGAAUCGGAGGACACUAACAAACUAAAGACAUCAGAGCAACAGAAAUGCACGUUCCCAGUAAUGUGAAGCUUGAUUCAAAUGAGCUUUGCAUAUUUUUGAUUUUAGGCAAUACUGAACAUACUGAACGUGAACGUUUAAAGACUAUUCAAGGAUCAUGUCAUCUUAGUUAAGAAACCCAACAGUGUACCUACACCAUCUACAGUGGACUUGAUGGUGGCUCACAGCUGGCAGCCAUCUUUUAUCUAUUUGGCCUGAAACACAUUUCAGAAUGGUCAUCAUAUCCUUCAUGCAAAAAAUCAUUUCAAUCUCCAGUUUUUCAAGGCAGAUCUAUUUCACUGCUAUUUAAUUUCAGUGAAGCAACAUAGGAUGAUUUAUAUGAACCUUUAGAACCUUUAGAGCUUUAGAAAAGAACUGAUCAUAGCUACAGUAUACACGCUGCUGACAUGAGUUUCUUUAUUGGUUUUAGAGAACUGUAACAACAAACAGCAUUACAUGUUUUCAGACCUUUACAAAACUUUACAUGCAGUGUACAAAAGCUACAGUGUAGAGCAGUAUGUGGUACAAAUGCAGUUCAUAUUUAUAGAUAUCCCUCAUCUGCAUUGCCAAAGUUGUGUAUCAGUUACUAUCCUUUGUGCUCUACCUCCCCGUGGAAUGUUAAUAUUUGCCAUUACAUGAGUUACAUUAGUUACAUGAGGAAAAAAGUCAUCUUUUUGUUACUUUACGAGCUCAGAAUAUUGUCACUGUCAUGACAAAACCUUGCACCUCCGAAAUGGUCACUUUACAGGAUAAGGAAAGAAAAAGUUCUUUUAACAUGAUUUUAUUCCAGGCCUGUAUUAUGUCUGUUGGCCAGUCCAUCGUGGACUGUUUACACAAUGUAAAGGGCAGCUGGCAUUUUUGAACAGUUGUUAAAACUGUCUGGAAAAGCAUUUAUGAGGUGUUGAUACGGCAGUGAUAAUAUUUCCCAGUGUGUUGAUACAUGGAUUGUAACUGUCAAAUCUGGUCACUGUAUUUAUAUGUUGUAAAUUUGUAUUACAGAACAUUCUGGAUAGAUGUAUUGUGCAGGUUUGCUUUACAUUACAGCAUGAUCGUUUACAGCGAGAUAUGCAGCAGUAUUUAUUUGAUACCUAUUUAUAUGAUUUUCAGAACAUCUCGGUAUAGUACAAGCCAAAUCUGAAGAAUGCAUCUAGCAGAAAGGCUGCAAAACUACAGAACAUCUAGUUUGAGUUACUACAGUGCGGCCUGAAGGAUACAGACAUUUGUUUUUACACAACAUUAGCAGAGGAAACAGAAGUUACGCCAAGUUCUGUGAAUACUUGUUCUUCUUUACUCAGCACCCUGGAAACCACUAUUUUUGGUGUGAGAUCCAGAUUAUUUUUGUUUUCAAGGUUCGCCCCAGCCUACGUCAUAUACUUUUUCUGGCUCCGUUAUUCAUGUUGAAUUUUCCGUGUAAAAUACUGGUGACAAAUAUACCUUUUUCUAUACAGGGAAUAUUGGGUAACAAUUUGAAGGCCUUUCCACAGUAAUGAGCUGUGCAUGUUCAGAGAGCCUGUCACUUACAACAUAUUCCGAGGUAAAACAUUUCCAGACUUGUUACCUUCUAAGACUUACUGUUCAUGCGAAGUGAGUUAUUCUUAUGGUAUAGGAGUGAGGAACGAAAGUCUGGACCUACUGGAUGGUCCUGGACAUUAAAGAGGUUAAUACUUGUGUUCAGCCACAGUUUGUUUAAGAUGUUUUGUCAGCUGGUAAAAUGCUGAAGAUUUAUUGAAUUCUUGGUGUUGCUGAGGUCUUAUGGACAGUAUUGUACCCUUUGACCAAAGUGUUGCCGAAUAUUAUGAUUGUGUCCUCAAAAGAUUACUUUCUAUCAAUUUUGUCUCACUGUUUAACAUCAUAGAACAAACUUUUGCUAUAUAAAUCUUAAUUUAUGAUGUACAAAUAAUCCAAAGCAAUAGAUUUGGGCCAUUAUUUGUAAAUACUUUUCAGUCCUGUUUUUUACCCAUGUUGGACCCUUAUUUUAUAUUGUACAUUUCUGUCACAUCUAAAAUUGUUGUAAUGCUUACUGGAGCGUGAUCAAGCUGCUUGAUUGAAGCUUUUAUUAACAAAUGAUUUAAGAAAGCCCACUUGAUUGUUAAAAGUGCCUAAAAUGUAGCCAUAUUUUGGCUAUUCUAUGUAUAUAUUCACAUUCAUUUGGUAAUAAAAAAAAAUCACAUGCAAUUA